AUGUCGAAGGAGCUGUGGGUUGGUCUAGCAGCAGCCACAGCAGCGUCGGCCCUGUUUGGCACUGUCUUCGUUCCCGUCAAGAAAGUAGCAGUUGGAGAUGGGUUUUCUGCUCAGUUGUUUAUUUGUAUCGGUGCAUUCUUGGCAAGCACUUUCGUGCAUGGUCUGCUUGAUUUCCCUCCAGUGCAAGGCUUCGCGAUGAUUGGGGGUGCAUUGUGGAGCAUAGCUAAUGCUUUUGCACUGCAAAUAAUGAAACGACUGGGUAUGGCUCUUGCGAUUCUCGUAUGGAAUACAGUGUCCUGCAUAACAGGAUGGGCUACAUCAAGAUAUGGCCUUUUCGGUCUGCCCGCCGCUGUGCCUGCAAGCUUAACGUUGAACUACUUGGGAAUAAUCGUGCUUAUUGCAGGAAGUUUUCUUUGCGCCCUAUUUUCCGGAUUAUUCUAUGGAUCAAUGUGGAUUCCGAUCACCUAUAUGAGGAGCCAUCCGGAUAAGUAUCCCGAUGCUCCAGCAGAUAGCAUCUCUUACCUAUUUUCAUUCUUCUGCGGCGUGCUCUGCACUUCAAUUUGCACCUUCAUCAUCUACUCUGUGAUAAAGCGAAACAAACCUUGGAUCAAUCCGAGCGGCGUUGUUCCUACGAUGUUAGGUGGUGCCAUAUUCUUCUUUGCCAUGGCUGCAUUUGUUGUCGCUAUCGAUAACUUGGAUCAAGCGAUUGCUUACCCAAUCUGUGCAAUGGCUCCCGGUCUGGUUGUAUCCAUCUGGAGCGUCUUUUAUUUUAGAGAGAUUACGGUGAGGGGUCGACGAAAUUUGACAUGGUUGGGCAUAGCGUACGGACUUACUCUGAUAGGAGUAAUACUUGUAACUGUUUCGAAGGAAGUUUUCUUGUUUUGA
This is a messenger RNA of Strongylus vulgaris, 885 nucleotides long. Lineage: Eukaryota; Metazoa; Nematoda; Chromadorea; Rhabditida; Strongylidae. The record is from the annotation of a GenBank genome assembly.